GUGCCAUGAUGGACGGGGAAGAGACUCUCACAGUCUCUGAAGGAGUGGCCAGGGCAGAAGCAAAGGGCGCAGAUGGAGAAACUGGAACUCAGGAGGGAACGAAUGGCACGGUUCCAGAGAAGAAGAAACGGGGCCGGCCAAAGGACCUCAAUGCGCCAAAGCGGCCGCAGACACCCAAAGCCAAGGUCACAAUGCCAGCUCGCGAUCGAUUGAAAACCGAGAGGCCUGAAUUGAUGACUGACUUGAAAGCCAUGUUCACGGCCCUCAAUGAGAUUUGGGAACAGGUGUCCCAGGAAGAAAAGGAUCGGUUGCAAAAAGAGUACGAAGAAGAAAUGGAGAUCUGGAAGCCUAAAUGGGAAGCUUACAAGAAGACUGAUUCGUACAAGGAAUUUUGCCUAGCCAAACAGGAGUACAAGGAUAAGAAAGAGAAGAAGAAAUUUCUGAAAGCGGAAUCUAAAAAAGCACCCAAGAAGCCUCGCCCCGGCUACGGAAUUUUUUCCGAUGAAAUCCGAAACAGGGUCAAGGAGGAAGUGAUGGGAGCAGGUGGAAGUAUGGGUGACAUUGGGAAAAAGAUCUCCGAAGAGUGGAACGCGCUCUCUGAGACCAAAAAGGCAGAAUACCAAGAGAUGGCACAGCGGCAGAAAGAGGAGUUUAUGAUCAAGUUUGCAGAGUACAAGAAAACACAAGAUUGGAAGGACUUCCAGCUCAAGAAGGCGAAAAUGGAUGGUCGCCAUGCCUUGAACGCUUUGAACCGAACCACUUACAAGGAUGCCCCGACCAAGCCGACCAAUGCCUUCAGUCUUUUCAAAGCCAAGCACCUGAAGCAGGUCAUGGAGGAAAAGAAAGGUGCCAGUGCUGGAGAGCUCAGCAAGAUUUUGGGUGAGAAGUGGAAGAGCACCUCGCCAGAAGAACGUGAGCCCUUUGAGACGGAGGCUGGGAAGCUCAAGGAGGAGUACAACCAGAAAUUCGCCGAGUUCAAACGUCAAAAGGCUUACACCCAAUUCUUGCAGAAACGGGUGGUGGUGAAAAAUCGGGAGAACCGCCUGGUGAACUUGCGGGACAUGCCCAAGAAACCAAAAACAGUCUAUGCCCUCUUUAGGGAAGACAUCAAGGAAGAAGUCCCCAGCGGCAAAGGAGAAGGCAAAGGUAUGAACUUUGUCAAGAACAAAUUUUCGGAAAUCGAUGCAGACGCGAAGUUGAAGUACAAGCAGAAGGAGGCUGAACUUCGUGAGCAGUACGAUGAGGAGAUGAAAAGCUACAAAGAAGGUGAGACUUGGAAGGAAUUCACCAAGACGAGCGGGAAGAUCAAACGAGAAAUGCUGACUGAAGCGAUGAAGGUGAUGACGUUGAAGUUCCUCAACGAUGCACCCAAAGAACCUCCAAAGACAGCAUUCGCCAUUUUUGUUGGAGAGAAGAGGCAGGCGGUUGGAGAGGAAGGAGCUCCCAAGAAGAAGAGCCGACAAGCGGCCAAGGACGAGGUGGCCGAAUACAAAGCGGAAUGGGCAAAGCUUGACAAGGAGACACAAAAUGUCUAUGAUGAGAAACGGAAGGAGAAAACCAAGCAGUGGGAGGCAGAGGUGAAGACCUACAUGGAACUUCCCAAGUGGAAGGAGUAUAUGGAGGAAGCAAAGACCUUGAAGGUUCCUGUUCGAUCCCUUCUGCACCGGAAGAAAAAAGUGAUCAAGAAAUUGAAGAAUGGCAUGAAAUUACAGCCACUGCCUGACCGUCCGGAAAGCAUGCCUUCGAAGCCCCCAAAGGCCAGACGCAUCUUCUUCCUGGAGAAGAGGAAUGAUGUGGAUGACUUUGCGAAGCUGCAAGAAAUGUGGGACUCUUUGAGCGAAGAGGAGAAGAGCCAGUAUACAGCAAAAGAGGCUGAGAUGCAGAAAGAUUACCAAGAGACCCUGAAAGCUUUCCACGAAAGUGACGAGGGUAAGCAGUAUGCCAAGAAGGUGAGAGUGAUCCAGAAAAGCAGGGCGACUGCAGUUGCGAAGGACAAGUUCCUUACCGAUAUGCCCAAGAAACCCCUUGGCCACCUGCAGCUGUUUUUUCGGGACAAGGUGAAGGAACUGAAAAAGGCGAGACCAGAUUUGAAGGGCGCUGAUCUGAAAGCCGAGAUCACCAACAGCUGGAAGACCAUGAGUGAUGAGGAGAGGAGUGUAUAUCAGGAGAAAGGCAAGACGCUCUUCCAAGAAUACGAGGCAAAGCUAGGAGAGUUUAAAGAGACCGAGAACUACAAGAAGUUUGAAUCAACAAUGAAGAAACUCAAGAAGCCAGUGAAGAAAGCCUCAGGAGCGCCAUCCAAGCCUGUGUCCAUGCCAUCCAAGCCGCCAGAUGUCAUAAAGCUCUUCAAGGAGAAGGCGGGUGCUGGGAAGAAAGCAGCAGAAAUUUCAGAGGCUUUCAGAGAAUUGCCUGCAGAAGAGAAGGAGAAGCUGCGAGAGGAAGCUGCAGAAGCCUUCAAUGAAUAUGAGGAGCAGAUGAAAGAGUGGAAGAGCACAGAAGAAGGCAAAAAGUAUAUGAAAGAAACAGCGGCCUUGGCGAAAAGGCGGAGGCUUGCAACUGCCAAGGAGAAGUUUUUGAAAGACGAACCCAAGAGGCCGCCAAAUGCCGUGGCAUUGUUCCGCAAUGAGAAGCGCAGUGAGUAUGCUCCACAAUUUCCGGAUCUCAAGGGUCUCCGGCUGAAUGGAAAGCUGUCAGAGAUCUACCGAGGACUUCCAGAAGAGGAGAAGAAGGUAUACGAAGACAUGGCAAAGGAAAAAAAUGACGAGUAUCUUGAACAACUUGAGGAGUUUCAGAAGUCAGCAGAAUACAAGAAAUACCUAGCUGUGGCCAAGCCCAAAGCGAAGGCGGCAGGAAAAGCAAAGGCGGCCAAGAAGGAAACCAAGAAAGGCCCUCCGAUUCCGGACAGCAUGCCGAAAAAGCCACCCAAAGCUAUGACCCUCUUCAUGGCAGCCAACAAAGGCGGUGGCGGCUUGGCAGAGCAAGCCAAGGCUUGGAAAGAACUCGGCGAGGAGGGCCAGAAGAAGUACACUGAAGAAGCAAAAGAUAAAGCGGAAGAGUACGAAAAGGACUUGGAAGACUUCAAGAAGACCGCAGAAGGCAAGAAGUACUACAGACUGAAGGCUGCAGCGGACAAGAAGAGCCGCAUCGAAAACGCGCGGGCACAAUGCUUGGGUGGCGAGGAUGCACCAAAGGCACCAAAGCCGGCUCACAAUGCGUAUCAGCUGUUUGUACAGGAGAAAAGACCGGGUUUGGCAGCAGAGAAAAAGAGCCUUGGCGAGAUUGCCAAGGAACUCUCGGCCAUGUGGGGCAAAUGCUCUGAAGAGGAGAAACAGCCUUAUGAAGAGAAAGCCAGAAAAAGCAAGGAGGAGUACGACGAGGCAUUGAAGGAGUACAAGUCCUCGGAAGGUUACAAGAAGUUCGAGAAAAGAAGAGCAGCCAUUGAAAGGAAACCGAAGCCAAAGGGACGGGCUAAGGCAAAAUCAAAGACCAAAGGCAAGGGCCGAGCAAAGGCAAAGGCCAAGGGCAAAGCAAAGCCAAGUGAAAAGGCAGCAGACAGUGACUCUGACAGUGAUGUCAUGGGCUCGGACAGCGACAGCACCAGUUCCAGCAGCUCUGACUAGCCGCGACGCACAGCGCUCCGAUGGCUGAGAUCCCUGGGAUUCCCGAGGAUUCCACAAGGCCGAAAAAGGCAAUGACUGCAGCAAGAGUUACAC
Cladocopium goreaui is the source of this 3713-nucleotide messenger RNA. The record is from the annotation of a GenBank genome assembly. Lineage: Eukaryota; Dinophyceae; Suessiales; Symbiodiniaceae.